This is a messenger RNA of Ananas comosus (pineapple), 2933 nucleotides long. RefSeq names its product LRR receptor-like serine/threonine-protein kinase ERL1. The record is from RefSeq and is a predicted model, not a curated record. Gene Ontology annotation, molecular function: protein binding. NCBI's taxonomy places the organism in Eukaryota, Viridiplantae, Streptophyta, Magnoliopsida, Poales, Bromeliaceae. Bases 28 to 2544 code for a protein of 838 amino acids. The transcript has a single exon.
UUAAUUCUCCAAGAAGAUCAAAUUAAGAUGGCUUGUGGAGGAACAUUUUCCAUGCAAAAUUUGGUAGCAUGUCUUGUGGUUUGCCUCUCAUGCAUCCAAACCGGCGGCGCAAGCGGGUGCAAAGAAGUCGAGAGGGCGGCGCUCCUCGCCGUCAAGGCCAAGAUCAAUGAUUCAUACAAUCUCUUAUCUUCGUGGGAAGGCCGAGACUGCUGUAGUUGGAGAGGAGUCGGUUGUGAUCAUACAACCGGUCACGUCGUGAAGCUCAACCUCAGCAACCGAUGCUCAACCGACGAAACUCUGCGCGGUGAGAUCGAUCCAUCUUUGCUGCUCCUAACUAACUUAUCUUACCUUGACCUCAGCUGCAACGCAUUCUUCGGUUUCCCCGUUCUCGACUUGAUCGGCUCGUUUCCUAGUUUGGAGUAUCUUAACCUCUCUUCGGCAUGCCUCGGUGGCCCGAUACCUCCUCAGCAACCGAAUUGGAUGGAGCAAAGCCUCAAGAACCUUUCAAGUGUUGAUCUUCAGUACUCUGGAUUUGGUGGUCUUAGAAAUGAUGAAUUUUCGUCGACCGUCACUUCGACACCGGCUAGAGAGCUCUGCAAUUUGAAAUAUCUCGACUUAAGCGGCCUCGGUCUAGGAGGAGAUAUUGUCGACUUGAUUGCGAAGUUUCGGUGCUCUUGGAAUGAGCUACAGGUUCUACAUCUGUCAGAUAAUCAGCUGCGCGGAAACUUGUCCACUUGGUUGGCGCAGAUGACGAAUCUCACGUCACUCAACCUUAGGAACAAUUCGAUCGCCGGUAAAGUGCCUAAAUGGAUCGGGAAUCUCUCGAAUUUGACAUUUUUAGCUCUUUCAUACAAUUGCUUUGAUGGUGUUAUUUCGGAAGCUCAUUUCGUAGAUUUAGUGCGCUUGGAUACGUUGUUCCUAUCGUUGAACUCGCUUACGAUGUCGGUUAGCUCCGACUGGGUUCCGCCUUUUCAGUUAACUUCCUUCGCAGCACACUCUUGUCAACUCGGACCCAAGUUCCCAGAAUGGCUCCAAUCGCAAACUCGGAUCGAAUACUUGGGUUUGGCCAACACGAGUAUCGCCGACGCUUUGCCUUCGUGGUUCUGGAACCUGUCCAUUUCGGAACUUGAUCUUUCGUCCAACCGCAUUAGCGGCAAGUUGCCAAGUUCUUUUCGAACCUUGCCUUUGAUUUAUGUAAACUUGAGGUCGAACCGAUUUGAAGGCCAGAUACCUCCUCCUCCGCCUCGAAUUCAAGCGCUAGAUCUGUCUGAAAAUUACUUUUCAGGACCAUUUCCGCAGACGUUGGAUACGCCGAAUUUGCGUUUCUUGCUACUUUCGCAAAAUCUGAUUACUGGCAGCAUCCCUUCAUACAUAUGUGAGCUUAGUUCUUUGGAGUAUCUUGAUCUGUCAAAUAACCAUUUAUCAGGAAAACUCCCUGAUUGUCGGUGGAAGUCGCAAUUGGAUUAUUUGGAUUUGUCGAGUAACAACCUCUCUGGAGAAAUUCCAGGCUCCUUCGGCUCACAAAACUCGCUCGAAUCGUUGCAUUUGAACAAUAAUAGCCUAGACGGAGAAUUUCCUACGAGUUUGCAGCAUUGCUCUAAUUUAGUUUUUCUCGACCUCGGCGAGAAUAAGUUCACGGGGAGAGUACCCACAUGGAUCGGAGAAAGCUUACGACAUCUAGUGUAUCUCCGGCUACGGUCGAACAGCUUUAUCGGUUAUGUUCCCCCCGAACUUGCUCAGCUCAGAAACCUCCAAGUGUUGGACCUGGCAAGAAACAAUUUGACAGGAUCGAUACCGAAUUCCUUCGGCAACUUCUCUGCCAUGCUAUCCACUCACACGGCGCAAACUAUCAGAGUGGUUUUAUUUUACAGGCCGAAAUGCCAGGGGCUGGACUACACAAAUGACUUGGCAGUAGUUAUAAAGGGGCAAGUCCUCGAAUAUUCGAGCAACCUUAACCUUGUGAAGGUUAUGGAUCUUUCAGGCAACAGUUUGAGUGGAAAGAUACCGGGCGAAAUCGGAGUGCUUCAGGAGCUGCAGAGUUUAAACUUGUCCAGCAAUCAUUUACAAGGAAGGAUUCCGAGGAGAAUAGGCGAUAUGCGAUCUUUGGAAUCUCUCGACCUCUCGUACAACGAGCUCUCGGGGGAUAUCCCCCAGAGCCUAUCCGGGUUGACGUAUCUGAGUCAUUUGAAUGUGUCGUAUAACAAUUUGUCAGGAAGGAUUCCUCGCGGAAAUCAAUUCGACACUCUUGACGACCCCUCUAUUUACAUUGGAAACGCUUACCUUUGCGGGGAUCAAACUAAUAAGAAUUGCCCUGAGGAUGGAAACAAUCUUAGUGAGACUAAAGAGGAUGAUAAUGAAUCCGAGUUUAUAUGGAUUUGGUUUGGUAUAUGUUUAGGAUUUGUAGCUGGGUUUUGGGGAUUAUGGUGCGUCCUAUUAUUUCAAAGGGCUUGGAGAAUUGCUUAUUUCGAAACGAUUGAUCAAGUGUCUGAAUGGUUGUUCAUUACAGCAGUGAGGAGAAUUGCUAGACUGAGUAGAACAAAAUGAACAUACCUUAUCAAAAUUGAUUUGUUCUUUGUUGCAUUUAUUUAUUUAGUACUAGUAUUUAAGGCACAUGUAUUGUAAUUCUUUGCUUUUGUUUAGCUUUCUUGGAGAUUUUAUUUUGACAAAUCUUAUUGGUCGAAACAGAGUUGUAAAAUAAGGUCAACUCAUUUUUUGAUUAGUUUAAUUCGAAAUUUGUAUAUUCCAAAAGUGUGUCUUUUCAUGUAAAAACUAAAGACUCUAUACAUUUCCAAAUGUCAUGUAAUUGUAGUUACUCUACAAUCAUUAUAAUUAUGAUACUACCUGCGGAGAUUUGAUAAAAUUCAGGACAAAAGAUUCAACAGAAGAGAUGGAGCAAACCCAACUUCAAUGAAAAUGUUUUUACAGAUUUUAUU